This is a messenger RNA of Corylus avellana, 624 nucleotides long. The record is from RefSeq and is a predicted model, not a curated record. Lineage: Eukaryota; Viridiplantae; Streptophyta; Magnoliopsida; Fagales; Betulaceae.
AUGUGCCGGCAGUGGUCAAGUCUUUACUAUGGAAGGCGUGUAGCAACAUCCUCCCAACUAAGCUCAACCUAUGUAAGAAGGGUACGUAUAACAACAGAUGCUCUGUGCCCUAUCUGUGGUUUAACUGAGGAAACGGUGGAGCAUGUCCUUUGGACGUGCGAAGCUGCUAGGGAUGUAUGGGCAGUGUGUAGUGCAAGAACCCAAAAGUGUACAACGAUGGAGGUUGAUGUUGUCACGUUAUUCCUGCAUUUGAUGGAUAAACUGGAGGAAGACGAGAUGGAAAAGUUGGUGACUGUGGCAAGACUCCUCUGGCUGAGUCGAAAUAAAAUCGUUUUUGGAGGGGAUUUUCAGUCCCCAUCUAUUAUCUUGGAAAUGGCAACAGUCCAGAUGAAUCACUUCAACAAGGCAGAACAGGGGAGAAGGGUGGGGGUCCCUAAACCACCAUCAAAUCCUGCAGGUCUAGUUUGGAAGCUGCCAGAAACAGGAAUCAUUAAGCUAAACUGGGCCGUGGCCCUGGAUGAUAGAAGUCAAAGAAUGGGGUUCGGAAUUAUUGCAAGGGACCACGAAGCAAAGGUGGUUGCUGCCGUGAGUGGGUCUAGACCUAACAUCACAAGCCCUCUGUAG